Molecule: messenger RNA, 2469 nt
Organism: Sporothrix brasiliensis 5110
Lineage: Eukaryota; Fungi; Ascomycota; Sordariomycetes; Ophiostomatales; Ophiostomataceae
Exons: 2
Coding region: 1-2469 (822 amino acids)
Biological process (GO): DNA-templated transcription; regulation of DNA-templated transcription
Molecular function (GO): zinc ion binding; DNA-binding transcription factor activity, RNA polymerase II-specific; DNA binding
Source: RefSeq, a predicted model, not a curated record
AUGGCCGGAUUGGCAGGGGACCAGGGCUCCAAGCGGAAGCGAGUCUUUCGCGCCUGCGACUCGUGCCGUGCCAUGAAGUCAAAGUGUGACGGAGCCCGUCCUGCUUGCGGCCGGUGUACGGGGUACGGGUACAAGUGCCUCUACGGCUAUGCCGGGAAACGCAACCAACGCCACCGCAUCGACGAAGUAUCGGCAGAGUCGGCGUCGGCAUCGCUGCCGUUGCCGUUAUCCCACGAUGACGAGUCCCACAACAACGCAAUUGCAGCACUACAGCUGACGGCCCGGGACUACAGCAGCCUGGUUCGUGCCGUGGUGCAGAGGCUGCCAGAGCCCGAGCAGCCCUCUGUGCUCGACGUGCUAGAGAAGCUGGACGAGCGAGUCGUACAUGAAGCACAAAUCAGGGCGCCUGCUCGUCCAAGUCUGGGGCAUGCAUCUGCAUCCAAGGCGCCAAACACUGCAGCGCCCACGAGGAACGCGUCAUCCACCACGGCCGCCCGGUCGGUGGAGCGGUAUCUGGGCGAGGUCAGCGAUGUCCGUUUCUUCAACCUCGUCGACCGGGCGUUGGCGGGACCGAGGAACCGUUCGUCUCAGGUAUCGGGGCAUCUGGCGGCCGUGAUCCAUGAUGUAGCAACUUCGACCGGCGCCAACGACGACGAUGCUCUCCAAAGCUAUGAGCAGGACGGCGCAGCAACAAACGAAGAUACGAUGGUCGAGUUCCCCGACGCCGACGCCGCCGGCCGUUAUCUGGACAUUUACUUUUCCACCAUCCACGUCGCCUAUCCGUUUUUGCCGCGCGCUUUAUUCAUGAAGACAUACGAACGGUACGUAGGCCAGGAUCCCAACAGUGCCGCUGCCGACAUCAGUGACACCUGGCUAGCCACCAUGUACACGCUCUUUGCCAUUGGCGCCUGCUACGAAAAGGCCGCAUCAGGCAGCGAGGACGCCCGCCACGAGCAAUACUACCGCCACGCCCUGGCGCUCUCGUCCGGUGUCCAUCGGAGCAGUGGUGCCAGCAUGCACCCCGACACCCUCGAGCGGUCGCUGCACCAAGUCAGUUUUUUGUUGGCCCAGUGCUUCUAUCUGCUGGCCGUGUGCCGCACCGACAAGUGCUGGACCACGCUGGGACUGGCGGUGCGCAUUGCCCAGAGCAUCGGGCUGCAUGUAGACGCAGGUUGUCUUCCACACGGCACGCAUGGCCAGGGCCAACGACGUGACGGCGAUGCAGUAAGCGCUGCGGCUUUCCAUAACGCCGAGCUGCGUCGCCGUGUGUGGUAUUCCGUGUAUGUUUUAGACCGCCUUCUGGCGCUGCAGCUAGGCCGUCCGCCGGCCAUCCACGAUGAGGACUGCCACCUGCUGCUGCCCUCGCGGCUAGGAGAUGGGGACAUUGACUGGCUGGGAACGACCUCGGAACAGCAGCCUCCUGAUGCUGGCGUGCCGACAGUUGGCGACUACUUUGUCCACAUGAUUGCGCUGUCCAAAAUCAUCGGAUAUGUCCUGCGCGAUCUGUACAGCCCGCGGGGCCUGAACGGACUGCGCGGCGACACGGGUGAUACCAGCCUCGACAAAGACGACACCCUCACCGGCUGGCUGCUCCCCACAACAAAACGUCUCGACCGCCAGCUGCUCGAGUGGCGCCGCGCCCUGCCCCGCAAGCUGCGCUUCGACUUUGGCCACGCCUUUGACACCGCCGAGGCCUCGCCCGCCACGUCCGCCAUCUUCAGGCGGCAGCGCAACAUGCUCGCCAUCAAGUUCCACCACCUGCGCGCCGUCAUCCACCGGCCGUACCUGUGCCUGCCGCUGCUGCAUGGUCAGGGCCAAGGCCACGGCGCGUCCACCAUCACGUCUCCCAUCGCCCGCCGCUACGAGACCGUCUGCAUCCUCGAAGCCCGCGCUACGGCCCAGCUGUUGCACCAUGUCGUCGACAAGCAGAAUCUUGUGCACGACUUUCCCUGGUGGCAGAUGAUUUCGUGUCUGGUGUAUGCGAGCUCGAUUCUGGUCGUUGCAAGUGCUUUUGCGCGGCGAAAUACGGCCGGUGAAGGCAACAGUCAAAUCGACAGUAGCGAUGGUGAUGGCAACGACAAUCUCGGCAUUGAUGGAACGUCCACGCCCGUCGACGCUGACGCUCUGGAUGCCGCUGCCCUUGAGGACGACGCCGAGACGUGCUUGACUGUCUUUGAAGCACUGAGUCCGAAUUCAGAGAGUGCCCGGCUGGCGCGCGAUAUGAUGCGGAGGCUCAAGGCGAGGGGUGCGGCAUGGAGGUGGAGGGAUAUGCAUGGGAGAGACACCCCAGGCGACACGGCGGCAGAGGCGACGAACACUGCACCACCACCUUCUCAAGCACCAGAUGCUUCUGUCCCGGCGCCGAUGGAAACAGACGACCCCACAACCUGGCAGGAAUGGCCGCUCGAGAUUCUUGAUUCGAUGGAGUGGUCCACGCAGCUGUUCCAUACUAUCGACGGGCUGCCGUAG